Molecule: messenger RNA, 463 nt
Organism: Drosophila hydei
Lineage: Eukaryota; Metazoa; Arthropoda; Insecta; Diptera; Drosophilidae
Exons: 3
Coding region: 49-444 (131 amino acids)
Source: RefSeq, a predicted model, not a curated record
AUAUAUAUACGUACAUAUAUAUAUAAUUAUUAAAAGAAAGACGCAACAAUGUUUCCCGCUGGUUUGUUUCUACGCACACGAGCCUCAAUUCCAAAUUACGCACGUUACUCGAAGAGCAGUCUACCUUCAAAUGUAUUUCUGUUAGGAGGAGGCCUGGGUAAGCUGCAAGGUGGUAUCAAGGAAGAAGAAUACUUUACCUCAAUCAAUCACGGAUUAAUGUCCAAUAUACGCAAACACAUUGAAUCCUCAAAGACAGCCGACUAUAUGCGCAAAUACGAGGAGUAUCAACGUACAUUAGAUCACGCUGCACUUUAUAAUACGACUUGUAUUAACAAAUAUAAAGAUAUACAUGAAGAAGCAUUCUUUAUGAAUGAGAGUACCGAGUGCUUAAAGGUCUUGCACAAUCGUGGUAAGGAAGAGCCCGCGGAAGAGGAAGAAUCUUAAGCACAGUAUUUGGUAAAUC